UGCAUUGGAGGGAAGUGAAACCUCAACUUAUGAAGAGAUUUUUUCCGGGCUACGAUAUACGGCCUACUGCAACAGAUUAGAAGUGUGAUCCCUGACCAUGGAAUCGGUGGCAGUGGAUGAACCACUGCACCACCGACCCAUUGGUCUGAGGCACUUCUAAUUGUUGGAAGUAAUUGCGCGACCAUAAUAUUUGAAGUAUACUUGGUAACUGAAGCAACGGGAGGGCGCCCGGAGAAUGGUUCACUGCACUGCACGUGUUGGGGGGGAACCAACCUCACCGUUUGUCAACAUCUGACGGAACUUGAACUCCUCAAUCCUUCCGACACUCGAGAAAUGCCGAAGAUUCAACACAGAUACCUUGACGACGAAAAGAGAGGGGUUACCUUCUUAGCCUCAACCUGAGAUAUGCUGCGAUGGUGCCGGUGAUCUUGCGGUCAACUCUAUUUGGCGUAAGUUGUGAGAGAUGCAAGAAAGAAGCCCCUGCAAUUGCAGGUAUGAAACAGCAUGCUCGCUGGCGAGUGAAGAGCUAUUGGGGGGUGUUUUGCGUCCAUUUCACUGACAAGUGAAUGAAAUGAGAGUGUUUCAUUCCCUUUCCUCGAUGGCGGAGGGUUCUGUGAUGCCAACACCGGCAGAGAGACCCCUUUUGCGAACGGUCAGAUCGGUUGUUGGGGGCUGCCCAGAUCGAAACUGCCCAGGACGGCAACAUAUGAAGCAAGGCAAUAGCUUGAGGACGUUAGCAACAGCAGGCUUUGAAACGUCGAUAAGCGGCCAAGGUCAUCGAAUCGUCUGUCCCUUGCCGAAAAUUGAUGUGAAUCUGGAACAGACGUUUGAGGAUGGGCUGAACGGACACGACGCCGAUCUGAACCAUUCACCUACAGCUCGUCGAUCUGACAGAAUGAGCAACCGGUAUAUUCGCACAACAUACGAAUUUCUGUUUGGAUCCGUACCUGGUUGUGUUCCGCAAGACCCGAUAUCAGGCUCCUGGAUCUUCGGAUUUUUGUGACCCCCUUCAAGUACGGGGAGUGCGAUCCGAAGUGACAAGUCAUGCAAGGGAAUUGUGAAAAGGGAAGCCAUCCGAUCUACGACCUCAAAGGGUGUCCCCUCGACUUGGAGACGUUGUUCCUUCCGGAGCAGGCGGCACAGUGGCGUGAAAUAUCCGUGGGCUCUUCAUGCCACUUCCCCUCUGGCCAGCUAUGGACAUUGACAGGUGUUAAGAUACCACUACUACUACCGCUACUCUACCACUGCCAUGUUACCCUAUGACUACUACUAUCAGCCUGUGGUGACAUUCAGUCGUCAAUCAUGUUGCUUUUAUCUACCUACAAUCUGUUUACUUUCCAAUCCUCAUUUUUCCCACUUCACAUGUGAUCAACAAAGGACGAACAACCCACAACCCACACUCCCGACUCGGCUAACCGGCCAGCAUCCCGACAGGUAUCCGACGAUUACCGCACUUUGAUCUCGAUCCACGUUGGGAUCUACAACCGUAGUUUAACAACACAACCGCAAAGGAGCCGAAACGAAACGAAACAAAAUGGAGCGGAUGUCAAUAAUUCACCAGACGGACUGGACGAUCGAUCAAUUUUUGUUUCAGAAGCCGAGGGGCUAAAGGUGAACCGGGCCAAGGAUGUCCUACUGUAGGUGCAGCCUUGUGGGCUUCCUAAGGCCGACCAGCGCGGUCGACUACAACGACGCCGGGGGUAUCUUUCGUUAGUGCGCUCUCGCUAGACUUUCCCGGGUCAGCCGCCAGCUUAGUCAGGAUCAGUAAAAUGACAGUACAGUACCUGUUUCAACAACAACUGCCACACUAAAGCCCAAGAAAUGUGUAAUACGCUAGUGCCAACUGGGAAAGAUGGGAGUUGAUUACGCGCUACUCUACUUAUGUACUAGUAUGAUACUGACGAAAGAUUGCCCAGAGGUGUUGUA
Molecule: messenger RNA, 1926 nt
Organism: Exophiala dermatitidis NIH/UT8656
Lineage: Eukaryota; Fungi; Ascomycota; Eurotiomycetes; Chaetothyriales; Herpotrichiellaceae
Exons: 1
Coding region: 572-1003 (143 amino acids)
Source: RefSeq, a predicted model, not a curated record